Messenger RNA from Trichoderma harzianum CBS 226.95, 1464 nucleotides. RefSeq lists its product as hypothetical. The record is from RefSeq and is a predicted model, not a curated record. Lineage: Eukaryota; Fungi; Ascomycota; Sordariomycetes; Hypocreales; Hypocreaceae. The coding region runs from base 1 to 1464 and encodes 487 amino acids. Gene Ontology annotation, cellular component: mitochondrion. The transcript has 2 exons. Gene Ontology annotation, molecular function: pseudouridine synthase activity; RNA binding. Gene Ontology annotation, biological process: mRNA pseudouridine synthesis; tRNA modification.
AUGGUGUCUUUGGUAGCCAUCAACAAGCCUUGCGGCCUCAGCUCAGCCCAGGUGGUGCGAGAAUGCCAGCAAGCCUUCAACCCCUCUUCCUUCUUCAAGCCCAUGAUCGAUGCAGAAAUCGCGCGCCGACUUAAGGAAUCGGGCCCUCAAUUCAAUCGACGCAAGGCCGAGAAGAAAGCGUCACAAGUCAAGAUUGGCCAUGGAGGAACUUUGGACCCUUUGGCUACCGGAGUCCUGAUCCUCGGCAUCGGCUCAGCCACGAAGCAACUGCCCCAGUUCCUCGACUGCACCAAGACCUACGAAACCGUCGUCCUAUUUGGCGCAAGCACCGAUUCCUAUGAUCGAGUGGGCCGUAUCCUGUCUAAGCGACCAUACGACCACAUUACACGGGAAAUGGUGGAGAAGGAGCUGGAAACCUUCAAGGGAAAGCAGAUUCAGAUUCCACCCUUGUUCUCGGCGCUCAAGAUGAACGGCAAGCCGCUCUACGAGUAUGCGCGCGAAGGAAGACCUAUACCCAGGGAGAUUGAGGGAAGGGAAGUCGAGGUGUUGGAAGUUGAGCUUCUGGACUACUACGAGCCGAAGACACACAACCACCGCUGGCCAACGGAGGAGGCCGAGGCGUCUGAGCGCAACCUUGCCGAGCAGGUCUGGAGGGUUAAGAAGCAGCAGGAGACUGCGCGAAAGCUCACGCCGGAGGAAAAGGAGCAAGAUGACCAGGCGGUCGCGGCCCACGAGACGUUCAAGCGCAAGUUUGAAGAGCGACAGGAUGAGCUCAUUAGAGAUGCGCCGCGCAAGAAGCAAAAAACUGCGAGGCACUCAGCCAUGAUGUCUGGUGCUCUCGGUCAGCUACCUCAACCCGUCUACUCUAGUAAGGGCAAGAAUCUCGUCCCUCCAUCGCCCGACGAAAGCACUCCCCCACCAUGGAGCGAUGAGGGACCCUCUGCCGCCAGGAUUCGACUAAAGGUGACGUCGGGCUUCUACGUCCGAAGCUUCUGCCAUGAUCUCGGCACCAAGCUGGGAUCUGCGGGUCUCAUGGCGGAGCUUGCCCGUGUCCGCCAGAGCGACUUCACCAUCGGUGGCACAAACUGCCUUGAAUACGAUGAUUUGGCCAAAGGAGAGGAGGUCUGGGGUCCCAAGGUCGCUGAUAUGCUCGCGCGAUGGAAUGGCGAGCCCGAAGGAAACUGGUCCGGCCCCAAGGCAGCUUCCAAGGCCCCGAGCCCAUCUUCCGAGAAGGUCGAGGUGCAGAAGAAGCAGGAAAAGAGGAGCACCAGCCCAGUUGCAUCACCUACUAAUGCUGCUCGAUCGGAGAAGCGAUCACGGUCUCCAUCUGUCAAUGGUGCGGCAUCACCUGCUCGCAAAAUCCAGGCAAAGGGUGACGGAGAGAAGCCAACUCGGCAGACAAAUGGCAACAAAGUGCCCAGCAAGUCGGACGAUGAAAAGUCUUGGAACGGCUUCGACGACUAA